Didymodactylos carnosus is the source of this 1059-nucleotide messenger RNA. The record is from the annotation of a GenBank genome assembly. Lineage: Eukaryota; Metazoa; Rotifera; Eurotatoria; Philodinida; Philodinidae.
AUGAAUAAGGCAACAUCUCUGCUUGGCAAUGUUGUUUGCACAGUUGGCCCAAAACUCGUACGAUAUGCUUCAUCAACUCGAGAGGCAGGAUCAUUUUCAAGAAAAGUUGCCGUUUUGGGUGCAUCGGGUGGUAUUGGACAGCCUCUUUCAUUGUUACUCAAAUUAAGUCCGUUGAUUAGUGAUUUGUCAUUGUAUGAUAUUCAACACACAAAAGGCGUUGGAGCCGAUCUUAGUCAUAUUGAAACACGGGCAAAAGUGAAAGCAUAUGUCGGUCAAGAACAGUUAGGUGAUGCAUUAAAAGGAAUGGAAUUAGUUAUAAUACCGGCUGGUGUGCCAAGAAAACCAGGUAUGACCAGAGACGAUUUGUUCAACACAAAUGCAACAAUCGUAGCUGAUCUUAUUUCAUCUUGUGCUAAGAAUUGUCCACGAGCAUUGAUAGCUAUUAUCGCAAAUCCGGUAAAUUCAACUGUUCCAAUUGCCUGUGAAAUAAUGAAACACCACGGUGUAUUUGACGAAAAGAAAGUUGUUGGUGUAACGACAUUGGAUGUUGUUCGAUCAGCCACGUUUGUUGCUGAAGCAAAAGGUUUAGAUCCAACACGUGUGUUUGUACCAGUGAUUGGUGGACAUGCAGGAAACAGUAUCAUUCCCUUAUUAUCACAAGUAUCACCACCUGUUUCGUUUUCAAAGCAAGAGUUAGAGAGUCUAACAAAGCGUAUUCAGAAUGCUGGUACUGAAGUUGUCGAAGCAAAAGCUGGCACUGGUUCAGCAACAUUGUCAAUGGCUCAUGCUGGUGCAAGAUUUGCAUUUUCAGUACUAGAAGCAUUAAGUGGAAAAGAAGGAGUUGUUGAAUGUGGUUAUAUAUCAUCACAAGAAACCGAAUUCAGAUAUUUUGCAACACCAUUGUUAUUUGGUCGUAAUGGUGUUGAACGUUCACACGGUAUCGGAAAAUUAUCAGAAUAUGAAACAAAAUUAAUAGGAGAUGCAAAAUCCGAAUUAACCAGUAAUAUUAAAAAAGGCGAAGAAUUUGCUAAAGCCUAUCUUCAAAAACAAUCAAAAUAA